Molecule: messenger RNA, 632 nt
Organism: Micropterus dolomieu (smallmouth bass)
Lineage: Eukaryota; Metazoa; Chordata; Actinopteri; Centrarchiformes; Centrarchidae
Product: cytoplasmic dynein 2 intermediate chain 2-like
Exons: 3
Coding region: 36-617 (193 amino acids)
Biological process (GO): intraciliary transport
Cellular component (GO): cytoplasmic dynein complex; ciliary plasm
Molecular function (GO): dynein heavy chain binding; dynein light chain binding
Source: RefSeq, a predicted model, not a curated record
GUGUGUGUGUGUGUGUGUAGGUUGCCUGGGUACCCAUGCAGAAGAAAGGAGAGUUUGGGGUCCUGAGUGCCAGUUCAGGAGGAAGGGUGCUGAUAUGGACAGUGGACUCAGACCAGGGCAGGUUGGUCCUGAAUUCUGCCUACGCCUUAGUGCGACAGCAGGUUCCCCACAGCAGCAGCAGCAGCUUCAAGGCCAGAGGCAGCAGCACUGUGGGUGUCACUUCCCUGGCUCUCUCUCCCUGGGACUCGGACACCUUCUUGGUGGGCUCUGAGGGCGGCCUAGUGCUCAGAUGCUCCUUCUCCUCCCAGACGCCGGCAGCAGCAACUUCUGAAGGCCAGAGUGUGACACUGAGAGCCCCGGCGGUCUUCUCGUUCAGACCUCGAAGCGGCCCUGUCCACUCCAUACACUGCUCCCCUUUCCACAGGAACCUCUUUGUGAGCGCUGGGACUGAUGGUCUGGCCCACCUCCACUCUCUGCUGCAGGCCAACCCACUGCUCUCUCUCAGGGUUUCAGACUCCUAUGUUUUCCAGGUGCAGUGGUCUCCAACCAGACCUCUGGUUUUUGCUGCAGCCACCGGUCAAGGUACAGCAUCAAAGCUUUGUGUGUGGAUGGUAUAAAUAAUCAGUCACACA